Messenger RNA from Sycon ciliatum, 2946 nucleotides. RefSeq lists its product as uncharacterized. Gene Ontology annotation, cellular component: axon; plasma membrane; neuronal cell body. Gene Ontology annotation, biological process: homophilic cell-cell adhesion; synapse organization. Bases 334 to 2592 code for a protein of 752 amino acids. Gene Ontology annotation, molecular function: axon guidance receptor activity. The transcript has 9 exons. The record is from RefSeq and is a predicted model, not a curated record. NCBI's taxonomy places the organism in Eukaryota, Metazoa, Porifera, Calcarea, Leucosolenida, Sycettidae.
GUACAGGUCGCAGCUGCUAGCUGGUGCACUUCAAUCUCCAGAAUCAGAAUAGAGAAUGCCGAUGUUCCUGAUUGAAGUUCUGUGCCCGCGGCAAGAAUGUAGUCAUUUUUUAGAGCUCAAGAAUCGCGCUAAUCAUGGCCAUCAUUGCGUUCGUCGUAUUCAGGGCCAGCACAGUUCGUCUCUCUCGUGGAAUUUCUGCUAGAUGAAAAAUUUCAACUGACGCUGUGGCCCGGUGUCAUGCCGAAAUCGAGGAGUUGCUGUUGCAAGCCGUACCUCCUUUCUUGGAAGCAUUUCGAUUCCUCGUGACCAUUGGACAAGUAGAGAGCGCAAGGUAUGACGGAAGUGGCAGCAUUGUGUGCAGUUGUUGUCACACACUGCCACUGGCAUGCACUAGGCCGAAUAGUGUCAUCAUCGCCAAGCCACAAUAAUUAUUUUCCACUGCCACACUACGGCAAUUCAGUGCAUGGGGCGCUAGCAGUUAUGUACGCAGCACUCCUCCUGUCCGCCGAGCUACUUGAUACCGGUAUUUGUAGUAGAAAAGCUGGAGUGGCGCUGUCGCUGAACGCGGACUAUCCUAGUCUGAGCUUCCUCGGCCAGAGUGGGUAUCCUGCUGAGGAGCUGCAGCAUGCUAACACUAACCAACACUCACAGAUACAGCCAGGGAGGCGGCAAGUCAUGGACCGUCUCCAUCUUGAUAGUUCAAGUACUGGCGAACAAGCUCAUCCAAGAGUAUCAUAUCCACAUCCAUACGACCAUGGAAGAGAAGAGGCUGCCCCCACUACUAACCAUGUCCAAGGAAGUAUGGCUGAUAGGUUUAGGGUGACGACGGCCUCUACAGAUCCUGCUGGCAGUGUGACGGCAGAUGCGGGACAAGGCGAUGGAUCAAUGACUGGUGAAAGCUAUGAUCAACCACGCUUUGCAGGUCAACCUGGGUACCAUCCAGAAGUUUCUUUCUUUGGUUUGGAUGACCCUGAUGACCCUGAUGGCACAUCAGAAUCAAACACGGCUGGCCAAGCAUCUCCUCCGACACGGAGAAACGUGGGUGGUGGAGGGACAGGUGCAGAUACUGACGAGCGGCAAACAACGCCACAGCCGCGGGAAGAUGGUGUCAACGCGGGAAUCAGCACACCAGCAGACUCGCCAUCGUCUACCAGCACCACACGUAUUCCUACAGCCCAGGCCCCAGUCAGGCCAGUCAGUACUACCAGGGCUAAGUCUCUGAGAUAUGAACUAACAGUCAAAGCUCCAACGGGUACACGCCUCAUCACCGGAACUCAGGCAGAUAUUAUUUGCGAGGUGGAACUGCAAGAAAGUAUGGGACUACUGGGCUUCCAGUGGACGCAUCACCAAACAGGAGAGGAACCCGGUGUGCAUGGUGACGUAAGACCCAUCGAGGAGCAUCACAUUCACGAUCCCACACCAGUCACAAGACCACCCAACAAUACACUUGUCUUCCUUCAAUCUAAGAUUCAAAUAGUGAAUGUUCAACGCCACAACGCUGGUCACUACAUAUGUCAGAUGCACAUGGUGGAGAACCACACAGAAAUUGUUGUCGGUGAGCGUUCCAUCGACUUGCAUGUGGAAGAUCACUGGCUUAGGCAGCCUGUAUUCUGGCGCAAGCUGAAGAACACGACUGUACUCGAGGGAUCGCGCAUCAAUCUAGUCUGCGAUGUAUUGGGAGGUCUGCUGUUGAAAACCAGAAUGCGCUUUCCCAGUGGUGACCGGAUCAGAAAGGAACAUGGCCUCACUCAGGCAGUUUUUGUAGGUAUUCACGGUGGAGUAUUCCGGGCCAUACAUCGUCUGACCUACAGUAUCCAAGAGGUAUCGCAGAGCCGUGAUGCCGGAGUGUACACAUGUCAAGCGAGUAACAAGCACCCAGCAGCUCCUGGCAGAGUCUUUAGUAGUGCGUUGCUCACAGUUGAAGAGAGGAUCAUACCAAACCUAGUUUUGGCUCACAAUGCCGCUAUGGAAGAGAGGUCGGUGCUUCUGGGAACUAACACAAGCCUACUGUGCAAGUCAUAUUACACACGCUGGCAACCACGUGUCAAUAUCUCUUGGCUACGUGAUGGCAAGUAUCUUCCAUCCAACAUGCAUGUGUUGUUGUCGCGACAGCGUCAUCACGCCUUCGAUGGAACGGGACAAUAUUCGUACACGGAGCUGAGAAGCGAACUAUCAAUUGAACAGUUCUCCGGCACUGAUGCUGGUUCAUACACGUGCAUGGUUUCGUCAGCUCAGGGUUCCAUGCAAGAGACGGUCAAGAUCCGAGCCAAAACUGUGCCAUCAAUUCAAUUUGAGCAGACGAGAGAUGUUCAGCUGAGUGCAGAGAAUGAACCCUUGUUCAACCUCACUUUCACAGCCGGGCCAUCGGUUAGUAUCAUCGGUGUAUUUGUGAACGGCAGUCAGCUGGCCUGCCAACAGCCUGCUGACAAUUGCAUAUUUUCGGCAGAGAAUUUGUCUGAUCCUGCAAAUCAUAUUCACAUAAGCUUGCAGUUGAAGCGAGUGCGUGUCAACAGCAGUGGAAAGUAUGAACUACAGAUCAGUACAAGCCUGGGACUGAUCCGCUAUAUUGUCUUUAUACGGAUUUUUACAUAGUUACUAAGCUGUUGAGAGAUUUUUGAGGAUUUCAAGAGGCUUUGUUCAUUUUUGUUUGCCAUGCUUGUGUUGAGUUGUGGGAUGAUCCAUGACAGCAUCAAAAUGAACCCACCAAGACGACCUCUGGUCAGGAUAUGUUCUAAGUUACCUUGGUGAUAUCAGCACUAUAAUUAAAACCGAGAACGGUGCAAAGCCUACAAACAAAUUAUCAAAAAGAAGCGCUGAUGUUGGUCGCCCAUGUGCAGUGAUUAUGGCUGUAACUUGGGUCUGUUAUCGCUGCUUCGCAUCAUGGACUUGAUACUUGAUGAUAUAAUUAUCAUGCUUGUGAACAGAUAAUAUUAUUCCAAGCCUGAA